This is a messenger RNA of Triticum turgidum subsp. durum (durum wheat), 1122 nucleotides long. NCBI's taxonomy places the organism in Eukaryota, Viridiplantae, Streptophyta, Magnoliopsida, Poales, Poaceae. The record is from the annotation of a GenBank genome assembly.
AUGGCUCUGUGGCGGCGCAGCUCGUCCUGGCUCACGUCCUGCUCGCGCGCGCCGGCCGGCAUCGGCGGCGGGAACGAGGCCAAGGUCUCGCCCGAGGUCGCGCCGGAGGACGCCGCCGAGCAAAUCCACGAGGAGGCCGAGGACGAGGAGAGGUGGUCCCGCCUGCUGCCGGAGCUGCUCACGGACAUCGUGCGCCGCGUCGACGCCGGCGCCGAGCGCUGGCCCCCGCGCCGCGACGUCGUCGCCUGCGCCUGCGUCUGCCGCCGCUGGCGCGACGCCGCCGUCGCCGUCGUGCGCCCGCCGCUCGAGUGCGGCAGGAUCACCUUCCCCUCCUCGCUCAAGCAGCCUGGACCGAGGGAUGCGCCGAUGCACUGCUUCAUCAGGAGGAACAAAAGCACCUCCACCUUUUAUCUUUAUCUCAGCUUAACACAGGCCCUAACGGAUAAAGGGAAGUUUCUACUGGCUGCUCGAAGAUUCAGACACGGGGCACACACCGAAUAUAUCAUCUCUUAUGACUCUGAUGAUCUAUAUCCAGGAAGUAAUUCAGGUGUUGGAAAGCUGAGAUCGGACUUCCUGGGGACAAAAUUCGUCAUGUACGACAAUCAGAAACCAUACGACGGCGCCAAGUCCUUGAAGAGCCGAUCAAGUCGCCGCUUUGCGAGCAAACAAAUCAGCCCACACGUUUCAGGCGAUAAUCUUGAAGUUGGACAGGUGUCAUACAGGUUCAACUUCCUCAAAUCAAGAGGGCCGAGAAGAAUGCACUGCAGUAUCCAGUGCCCCGUAGGUCAGGGCACCGCAUCCGAUCCAUCCAAGGAGAAGCCACCGAGCACCUCCAGCUCCUUGUCUCUAAAAAACAAAGCGCCUCGGUGGCACGACCACCUGCAGUGCUGGUGCUUGAAUUUUCACGGCAGGGUGACGGUCGCCUCCGUGAAGAACUUCCAGCUUGUCGCCCCGGCCGGCACCAGCGACCCAUGGGGCGUCGGGGACGAGGAGACGGUGAUCCUCCAGUUCGGUAAGAUCGAGGACGACGCCUUCACGAUGGACUUCCGGCAUCCCCUGUCGGCCUACCAGGCGUUCGCCAUCUGCCUCACCAGCUUUGGCACGAAGCUGGCCUGUGAAUAA